AUGCCUGGCUGGAGAUGGAUUUUUACGAUCGAUGCUGCUAUAUCUAUACCCAUCGCUAUUUCUGCCUUCUUCCUCAUACCAGAUUUACCUUGGAAUAUCAAACCGAAUUGGAUAUUCAAACAACAUGACAUCGAUUUGGCGAGGAAUCGUUUGAGCGCUGCUGGAACACAUGGUCCGAGGAAGGGUGGACUGGGUAAGAAAGCCCUAUGGAAUGUAAUUAGCACUUGGCAUAUCUGGUUGUUUACGGGAGUGUAUAGCUGUUACAUCUUCUCGCAAAAUCCUCAGCAGUCAAUGUCAUUCUGGCUCAAAUAUUCAAUCAAUCCGAAAUAUUCAGUUGAACAGAUCAAUUAUUAUCCAUCCGGGAUUUGGUCGACUCAAAUCGUCUCGGCUUUAGGAUUCGCUUGGAUAAGUGAUACCUUCCUCAAAGGUAGACGAUGGCCACCGUUACUCUUAGUCGCUCUAUGGCACUGUAUCGACUGUGCACUACUUGCUGGCCUACCAGUGUAUAGUGACCACCGAGCCGGGAGAUGGGUAUUGUACUAUCUGUCUGGUGUUGUCAACUGUACACCAGGAUUGCUGUAUGCCUGGUGCAGCGAGAUUGUCGGUGACUCGUCAGAGAAGAGGGGUAUAGUGAUGGGAACCUUCAAUUCCGUUGCAUUUGCAUUCAAUGCUUGGUUACCAUUACUAUUAUUCAAGCAGACCGAACAACCUGCGGUACACAAAGGGAAUAUUGCAGCUUCUGUAGCUACAGCUUUCCAAUUUAUCGGUCUUCUGGGUAUACUGUACCUUUCUACCAGAGAUCAGAAAAGGCGUAUCGGGGCUGAGGUGAACGAGGGUGAAUUGAUAAGAUCUAACGAGGUGAUUGAGGAUGUUGAUAGCAAGAAGCGAUCGGUCUGA
Molecule: messenger RNA, 897 nt
Organism: Kwoniella mangroviensis CBS 8507
Lineage: Eukaryota; Fungi; Basidiomycota; Tremellomycetes; Tremellales; Cryptococcaceae
Exons: 7
Coding region: 1-897 (298 amino acids)
Biological process (GO): transmembrane transport
Cellular component (GO): membrane
Molecular function (GO): transmembrane transporter activity
Source: RefSeq, a predicted model, not a curated record